This is a messenger RNA of Arthroderma uncinatum, 1128 nucleotides long. RefSeq lists its product as uncharacterized. The record is from RefSeq and is a predicted model, not a curated record. Bases 1 to 1128 code for a protein of 375 amino acids. The transcript has 2 exons. NCBI's taxonomy places the organism in Eukaryota, Fungi, Ascomycota, Eurotiomycetes, Onygenales, Arthrodermataceae.
AUGGGCGUAAUUGGCCAGACAAAGCCCGAAAGCAAUGGACGAGCAGAUCGUAACUUACGCGAGAAGAAUAAUAUCUCCCUGUUCAGCUAUCAGGCUGGGAAGGGGGAUUUGUCUAAAACAUCUCUCCUCUUCCUCAUGGAUUUACCUCUUUCAAGCGUAAAAGACGAUGGCAGCGUGGGCAACAAGCAGAAGGACAAGAGGAUAACAUGCUACAGCUACGACAGCAACAGGGAGUACCCAGAUAACGUCAAGUGUCCAGACUCAGACUCCUGCUGCGAGUCCAUCGAGCAGUGCCGUCCGGACCGUCUCUGUACCUCAAAGGACGACCCGAAGACGCUGAUACGGGCCCCCUGUGCAUACAAACCGUGGACGAACAGCUGUGCCCAAGUAUGCCUGUACGAUAACAAAGAGUCUCUUAUCCUGCCGCGGGCCGUAGUCUGCGAAAACCCAGGCCCUGCCAAUGGAAGCUACUGCUGUGACGACAACAGAACAUGCUGCAUCGACAAAGCAGGUUUCUUCCUGAGCAGUGACGGCAUUCUCGUCGGUCGUGCAAACCAGACAGAAGAUGACCCUACAUUAACUCCCAGACCUAUCGGAAUACCAGCUAGCAGCCUGAUAAGCAUGGGAUCUUCGGCCACCGCAGGCUCGUCGCCUGUGCGGUUGCCGGGUGAUGAAAAAGCCGGCCUCUCGACGGCAGCCAAGGCCGGCAUAGGCGUGGGCGUGGCAGUUGCUGUACUGCUUGCCGUUAUUGCAGGGACGCUGCUGUUCCUUCGCAGGAAGAGACGGAAUAAGAGAACCGCGAAGGGUGCUGUGCCGGGGGAUUCAAAUGAAGAGCAGGACCAGGUCCCGCUACCAGAACAGGACUCGGAGAAGCAACUGGAACAGCCGCAGAGGAUUGCACACGAGAAUGCACACGAACUCAUGGGCGAUGGUGGAACGUCGGAGCUACCCCCGUCGGAGGUGUCGACGCCGACAUAUAUGAAGGAGCAGGCCGAACGGCAUAUGGAACAGAUGGAACAACAGAUGGAACGGCAUAUGGAGCAACAGGGGGAGCAGCAGAGGGAGCAGCGGAUGGCGGCCAUCGAGUUACCCGCCGACCCGCCUUCUGAGAAACAUCGAUACGGUUGA